This is a messenger RNA of Scatophagus argus, 3128 nucleotides long. It is a transcript of the gene ackr3b, whose product is annotated as atypical chemokine receptor 3b. Gene Ontology annotation, cellular component: membrane. Gene Ontology annotation, molecular function: coreceptor activity; G protein-coupled receptor activity; chemokine binding. The coding region runs from base 464 to 1570 and encodes 368 amino acids. Gene Ontology annotation, biological process: G protein-coupled receptor signaling pathway; chemotaxis; angiogenesis. Lineage: Eukaryota; Metazoa; Chordata; Actinopteri; Scatophagidae. The transcript has 3 exons. The record is from RefSeq and is a predicted model, not a curated record.
AUUUGAAACUCUGAAUGAGUCUUUGGAUAUAAAAUCUCGCUGAAGCUGCUGAUUUAAACUCUCUUUUCUUUUCUUUCAGUCUGUUUUCCGCAGGAUUUGGACGUCACGCAUCUGUGACGCUUUUGUUUGCGGUUUCAAUGGAAAUCCGCACAUCCUUCAGUUGUUUUGUGCCGCAGCUGAAGGCGCAAUAAAUCACUGCGGAGCAGCCACUGUGGGCGUUUCUUCAUCUCCGACUGCAGCUCAUUAAAGUGCAAGAGGAGGAGGAGGACUCGGUCAGUCCGGCUCACUCUCUCCGCCGGACGCAGUGGACUUUAGCUCGACUCGGACCCGAACUCAGCCCGAUCAACAUAAAGUCGCCCGUUUGCCCUGAAUUACGACAGCACAUCCUUCAGCCUGAUUUAAAGAGUUUUCAUGGAUGGACGUCCUGUGAUGGUGUUUCAGGUGUGAAGUCAACCUCACCAUCAUGAGUCUGAGCACAAACGACCUCACCGAGCUCAUGGAGCUGUGGGCGGAGCUAAACCUGACCACCGCUGAACACUACAACCUCUCCCAUGUGGAGACGCUGCUGUGUUCAGGUGCCGUCAGCCAUGCCACCUUCCUGCAAGUCCUCUCCAUCCUCUACAUCUUCAUGUUUCUGGUGGGCCUGGCUGCCAACAGCCUGGUGGUCUGGAUGAACCUGCGCUCUGUCAGGAACCACUAUGAGACGCACCUGUACAUCCUGAACCUCGCUGUGGCCGACCUGUGCGUCGUGGCCACUCUGCCAGUGUGGGUGACCUCGCUGCUGCAGGGCGGUCGCUGGCCCUUUGGAGAGGCUGUUUGUAAACUUACUCAUCUGGUCUUCAGCGUCAACCUCUUCAGCAGCAUCUUCUUCCUCACCUGCAUGAGUGUGGACCGCUACCUGUCCAUCACACUGCUCGCCGACACCCCAGAGAGCCACAGGAAGAAGGCGGUGCGACGGCUAAUCUGCAUCCUGGUUUGGUUGCUAGCGCUGGUGGCGUCCACCCCUGACACCUACUUCCUGCGGGCGGUGAAGUCGUCACACCACGAUGGCUCCGUGUGUCGGCCAGUGUAUCCACCUGACCACCCUCGAGAGUGGAUGGUGGGCAUCCAGCUGAGCUUCAUUGUGCUCGGUUUUGCUAUCCCUUUCCCGGUCAUCGCUGUCUUCUACCUGCUGCUGGCGGCGGCCAUCCCUCCCAACUCGGAUCAGGAGCGGCGCGACGGCCGCCGGAUCAUCCUCACCUACAUUGUGGUCUUCCUGGUGUGCUGGCUGCCGUUCCAUGCUGUUCUCCUGCUGGACACCCUGUCGCUACUCAACCUGCUUCCCUUCAGCUGCCAGCUGGAGAACUUCCUGGAUGUGGCGCUGCACCUGACACAGUGCUUCUCACUGGUCCACUGUUGCAUUAACCCAGUCCUGUACAACUUCCUCAACAGAAACUACCGCUAUGACCUCAUGAAGGCCUUUAUAUUCAAGUACUCCACCAGGACGGGGCUCGCUAGACUCAUCGAUGGUUCGCACGCCUCAGAGACUGAGUACUCGGGGGUGGCCACAGAAAACAGUGUUAUGAUGUGAACUCAUCUUCAGACUCAUGAAUACUUUUCAAGACUUGGUGAACCUUCUCUGUCUCUGUCCUCUGUCAGUGUCCCUGUAUGAACUUUGAAGACCUGGGAACACUUCUUAGUACUUAUAAACUGUUCCUGGUGGUGGCAGUCCAGCACCCUGAUGGUCUGUGGUUGGGCUGAUGGACUUUUCAGAUGGGGAUGCUUGACUUGCAAAAACUUAGUGCUUCUUGAGGGUUGGGAAGACAUCUGAAGACUUGCAACUGUCUCUCAGUUUGAAGUAAAUUACAUACAUAACAGGAAUUUUCAGUAGUAGUGGUUUGAAUUCAAUCUCCUCAGCAAAAUUUUUUGCCAUGGCUCUGUGUUCUCCUGGACUCGUGAGGACCUUCAUCUGAAGCUCAAUCACGAAAACUGGUCCCAGGCCAGAACGGUUCUGUCAAGUUACUACGUAUGAGUAUUUCCAUGUCCUGCUCCUUCAUACUUCCAUGUCUCAGAGGAAAGUACUGUAGUUUUUACUGCCCUGGAUUCGUCUCACUUGAUGAUGUUUUGUUUAUGAUGUUUUACUUCCACCACUGGAUCAACAGGACUCAAAGGCACGUGGAGUGAGGUGUCCACAAACUUUUGGCCUGUUAGUAUGUUAUGUUACGAUGAAGCAGUUUGUCAACAGAAGCCUGCAGCGAUUCUUCCUGACAGUCAGCAGUCAGGGCAGAAUGUUUUCAUGUUUGUAUUCUGUGAUUUGUUUUAGUGCUUUAUGUUCUUUUAACUUUAACUGAAUAUUUUUAAAGGAAUUUGAACAGAAAACUGAAAUUUUAAAAAGUUUAAAAUUUAGUGUUAAAUAGUUUUUAAUGUGGAGAGUUGCUUUAAUCCACUGAUCAAGUUGUCUAUAGAUAAACAAACAACAAAAAGAACUGGAAAAUAAUAAUUAAUUAUUAUUUAGUUGUUUUGUUUUGGGUUUUUUUUUUUUCAUUUUAGAAAAAGUUAUAUUCUGUCACAAAUUUGUGCCAAGCUACAUUUUUAAGUCCAGGGAACAUUAUCAUGUAGCCCUGAAACUGACAAAACGUGAAGUGUUUGAAUUGAAUUCAACUGAAAACCUGACAAUAAAAUAAAUGAAUAUAAAUAUAAAUAUUUAUACUUUCCUGUGACUGCUUCCAAUCAGGUGAAAACUUUUUUAAAUAAUCCAGCAUGUGUUCACACCAAACUCAAGAAAAAAACAAAACAAUUUUAUCAUUUGUAGUUUCUCAGUUUCACUCUGUUGAAAACCUGAUUUAACAAAAGAAAAUCUUCAAGGACCUCUGGAGCCCCUUCAAAAACCCCUGGAACAUUUUCAAGGACCUCUGGAGCCUCUUCAGGGACACACUGAAUAAUGUAUUUCUUCCCAGUUACUUUUCCUGUUGUCAGUUUGGUGGCUCCAGACUGUUUUGUCUCGUUGCAGGAUGGAGUGUACACCACACACAGUAUGCAGUAUAUAUACAGUACUUGUAUAUGUCACCUGUCCAUAUGUGUAUCAUGUGUCUGUGAGCGUGUACUGUCAGUGUAGAAUACCGUAUUUUCCGGACUACAGAACGCACCUG